Molecule: messenger RNA, 3397 nt
Organism: Austrofundulus limnaeus
Lineage: Eukaryota; Metazoa; Chordata; Actinopteri; Cyprinodontiformes; Rivulidae
Gene: epb41a
Product: erythrocyte membrane protein band 4.1a
Biological process (GO): cortical actin cytoskeleton organization; actomyosin structure organization
Cellular component (GO): cytoskeleton; plasma membrane
Molecular function (GO): structural molecule activity; actin binding
Source: RefSeq, a predicted model, not a curated record
UUUAUUUUAUCUUAUUUUAUUUUAUUUGUUUAUUCAAAAGGAAAGGAGUUUUCUAAAGCUAUAGGAGAUUUUCAUUCAGAAAGAAAAAUAUUACGGCUCUCCAGGCGGAGAAGAAAGAAGCUGAGGAUGAGAUGGGAAGGAAGGAGAAAGAGAAGGAGAAGGAAAAGAACGACGAGAAGGGGGAAGCAGUUCUUCUGGAGAAGGAAGAGGAGAAAGAAAAAGAGUCAGGUCCUGAAGAAGAGCCAAAGGAAGAAAAGCAGGAGAAGGCAUCGGAGGAGGAGGUUAAAGCCCCCAGAGCUCCACGCCGACCUAAGACCCUGCAGAUCACAGUCACGCUGCUGGACGACACGUUGUACGAGUGUGAACUGGACAAACACGCCAAGGGGCAGGAGUUGUUCAUGAGCGUAUGUGACCACCUCAACCUGCUGGAGAAAGAUUAUUAUGGUCUGGCCAUCUGGGAGACCCCCUCAAUGAAGACUUGGAUGGACCUGACGAAAGAGAUUCGCAGGCAGGUUCAAGGUGACAACUAUAAUUUCACUUUUAAUGUGAAAUUCUAUCCACCGGAUCCAGCCCAGCUGUCAGAAGACAUAACAAGAUACUACCUGUGCUUACAGCUGAGAAAAGACAUCCUGCAGGGCCGCCUGCCUUGUUCCUUUGUCACGCUGGCUCUGCUGGGCUCCUACGCCCUGCAGUCAGAGCUGGGCGAGUACGACCCUGAGGUCCAUGGAAAUGAAUACGCCAAGGACAUGAAAAUAGCCCCUGGUCAGACUAAAGAGCUGGAGGAUAAAAUGAUGGAGCUGCAUCGUACGUACAGGUCGAUGACUCCAGCCCAGGCAGACCUGAUGUUCUUGGAGAAUGCCAAAAAACUCUCCAUGUACGGAGUGGACCUCCACCACGCAAAGGAUCUGGAUGGUGUUGACAUCAUGCUCGGGGUUUGCUCUGGUGGUCUGAUGGUUUACAAAGACAAGCUGAGGAUCAAUCGUUUCCCAUGGCCCAAAGUCCUCAAGGUGUCCUACAAACACAGCAGCUUCUUCAUCAAAAUACGUCCAUCUGAGACAGAGCAGUAUGAGAGUGCGAUUGGCUUCAAACUACCCAGUUAUAAAGCAGCUAAGAAGCUGUGGAAAGUGUGUGUUGAACAUCACACCUUCUUCAGGCUGACCUCCACUGAGAUGGCCACCACUCCCAGGAAGUUCCUGGCUUUAGGCUCAAAGUUUCGUUACAGCGGACGGACUCAGGCUCAGACCAGACAGGCGAGCUCUCUGAUCGACAGACCGGCUCCUCUGUUCCAGCGCUCCUCCAGCAAAAGGAACUCACGCAGCCUGGAUGGAGCCAUGGCUUCCACUCCUGACAACAAAUCCACGCGUCCCGUCAGCGCCCCCGUUAUGUCACCGGUGUCUCCGGGGGAGGCCACCCCAUCCCCGCUGCUGUCCACGCUGCCUCGACCCGACCGCUAUGAUGGCUUCACGCCGAAGAGCCAUCGUCAUGAAGACAGAAAGGCGGAGCUAAAGAAGAAGGAGUGUAGGGCAGAGUUCACCAAGAGCCACAGCCCAAAACCACAGUCUGCUUCAGAAAUCAAGACUGUGUCCAGAAGAGAGAGGAGACACUCUCCAGCUGUGACAAGUGGGGAUAAAGAGAGAAAGAGCCAGGACAAAAAGAUGGAAAUGGUUCGAGUAAGGAAGAAGAAAUCUAAGAGACUUGAGGGUGAAACUAUUUAUAUCAGGCAUAGCAAUUUAAUGUUGGAGGACCUGGAUAAGUCCCAUUCCCAGACUGAGAUCAUGCGUCACCACACCAGUAUCAGUGAGCUGAAGAGAAGUUUUAUGGAGUCUGUUCCGGCAUCUCGGCCCAGUGAGUGGGACAAGCGUCUUUCCACCAACUCACCGCUUCGCACAGUGAGCAUCAACGGCCAGCUGCAACCAGCGUCUCCUGUGCUAAAGGCCCAGACAGUCACCAUCUCAGAUGUCACCAACUCCCUACGAGGAACUGUGGCCUACCAAGACAUCCCUUUAGUUCACACUGAAACCAAGACCAUCACAUACGAGUCAGCACAGCCUGUGGAUAACCUUCCAGAGAAGGACCCAGGAAUGCUGCUGAGUGCCCAGACAAUCACCUCUGAGACCGUCAGCACCACCACCACCACUCAGAUCACCAAGACGGUAAAAGGAGGGAUCUCUGAGACUCGAAUUGAAAAGCGAAUCGUUAUCACUGGAGACACGGCCAUUGAUCACGACAAGGCUUUGGCUCAGGCCAUUAAAGAGGCAAAAGAGCAGCACCCAGAUAUGUCUGUCACUAAAGUGGUCGUUCACCAAGAAACAGAAAUCACUCCUGAGUAAGAAGCUGGACCUCAGAUGCCCCCUCUCCCUCUGACUUGUGUCUCCGUAACAACGUUUUACCUCAGCGGCCCAAGCCCCCCGCCCCCCUCCAGCUGAAAGCCCAGCCCAGACCAGGAGGACCCAGCCUCAGCCCUGAUGAAGCUCAUCUCCAUACGUAGUCACCAGGACUUUCCCAAGACCUUUUUUUAGAUUUACCAACAACCCCCCCUCGUGUUCUGUUUUCUGCCAGCAGAACAACUGCUGGUGUUUUAAAUAAAAUGAAAUUUACCAAAAAAAAAAAAAAACAAUCUUUCUAGUAAAAGUGGGAGUGCAACAUUUUUGGAUUUGUUCGCUCCCAUUUACAUGGAGAUAAAAAAAACAAUCAAGGGCAUUUGGUCUUUUAAUCUUGAGAGUACCAGUACUUUAUUUUUCUACAGCUUUUCUUACCAUCAGGAUUGGUCGUCGAGAUCUCGAAAGCCGACAUUUUUUAACAACGUGUUGAAAAACGACACAGUUCAAGAGAUUGGGGGUGAAUUUUUCUUGGUGUUCGGACCAAAGCGUCCCUCCCCAAAUGUUGUUGGUGAUUUUUUUUUCUUGUACAGUAAAAUUUUAUUUUCCCUCUCAAUACAAAAGUAUUUUUUCAAUUUAUGUAUAAAUAGAUUAAUUUUAUCUAAAUGGGGGCUUCAGUUGGGUGGAGUAUGACUCCUUUUAUCCUAUUUAAACAUUUGUGAGAUGAUUUUUACAUCCUUGGACUGUUUUAGCUGUUGUUGUUGUUGUUGUUGUUGGUGUUGUUGUUGUGCUUGUGUUACUAAGAGGUUAGAGUUGAACUGUAAUUAUCUAUUCUUUAUUUAUUUUUCGCCUCUGUAUCCUGUGUGUGUUUUACAGGUUAGCUUUAUCACUUCCUUGUGUUUUACCAAGUUUAUUUAUCUUUUCUAUUUUCCUACCAACAGGCAGUGCACACUCAUCCACACAAAUGGUGUUCCAACGUGGUUUUAUUUGUUUACGAAAUGAAGUUAUUGACAAGAUGUCUGUUGGUGCUCAAAGUGUUGCAGGAGGUGAACCAGUAAAGUAAAUUACACCAAAAGCAA